AUGUCUUUUGGGUCUGAUUAAAAGAGUAAGGUCUCUUUUUUUUAAGAGCAGUAUAGGGAAUAUUUAAAAAACUAAUCAAGUCAAAAAUCGCUAAAUUAAGUUAAUAAUAUGUACAACUCAGGCCUAUUUAAUCAUAGUAAUUCUGGGUUGUUUAGUUCAUAAAUUCUUAACCAAAAUGAUCAGUGGAAAUGUUAUAAUUUAGAAUUAGAAAAUUAGAGAUUACAAAGUGAAUUGUAGGUGCUCCGUCAAAGAAAUUUAUAGUAUUUAUAGAGAAUAAAAACUCUUGAAGAAAAUGCUCUCAGUCUUUAGUCAGUCAUUUAUUAGUAAACGCUUGCUCUUCAAUAAACGACACAGUAACUUUUAAAUACUCCUUAAAAAAAUAGUGCUUCUAAAAAAUCUACAAAGAAAUAAAUUCAAAAUUAAACAGAAAAAAGCUCAUAGUAACUGUAUCAGAAUUAAAGUCCUCAAUCUAACAAAUACGAAGGUUAAACUUCUGCUAUUCAAGAGUUGUAGCCUAACUAAAUUCAAUAAAAUUAAUAAAUGAAUUAAUCAGCUCAAUCUCCAGCUACAUCUGGAUCUAAUCCUGCAGCAAGUAAUGUGUUUAGUUCCUCUUAUAACUCUCAAAAUAUAGUAUCUACUCUCUGUCAAAUAUUGUGCGUUUAGAGCGAAAAUCAGCUGAUUGAAGUUGCUUCUAAAUAUAUGCAAUGUAUAAAAAUUCUCCCAAAAUUAGAAAAAUUUAUAGAUAAUAUAUUUGAAAUUGUCUUUCCAACUACCAACGAAGAUAAAGACAAAUAUUAAAAAAUGCAGAUGAUUAUUCCAACUUUAGAGAAUUGGAGCAGGGUCAUUAGUUAAUAAUAUGUAAUUAAACAGUAAUAUCAGGAAUCUAUGCAACUCAAAAGCGAGUUUACAAAAGCAUUUGGUCAUCUCAAUAUACCAUUGCAUGAAAUGCUGAAAUAAAUAGUAAAAUAAAAUUAAGAGUACUUAGAUAUUAUAAAACAUGCUAGAUAGCAUUAUUCAAUUUAAUAGAUGGUUCCAGAUUCUUAAAUAGGCCAAAUAAUAAUAUAAAAAAUGCAAAAAUACAGAACGUAUCAUAAUUUUAUCCACUAAUUUAAAAAGAAAACAAGUAUAUCAGAAUUGGGUGACUUGUAUUCUCUUUUUGACAGGCUCCUUUACAAUUGA
Tetrahymena thermophila SB210 is the source of this 1179-nucleotide messenger RNA. RefSeq names its product adenylyl cyclase, putative. Lineage: Eukaryota; Ciliophora; Oligohymenophorea; Hymenostomatida; Tetrahymenidae. The record is from RefSeq and is a predicted model, not a curated record. The transcript has 7 exons.